Messenger RNA from Zasmidium cellare ATCC 36951, 2367 nucleotides. RefSeq lists its product as uncharacterized. NCBI's taxonomy places the organism in Eukaryota, Fungi, Ascomycota, Dothideomycetes, Mycosphaerellales, Mycosphaerellaceae. Bases 1 to 2367 code for a protein of 788 amino acids. The transcript has a single exon. Gene Ontology annotation, molecular function: zinc ion binding; transcription cis-regulatory region binding; DNA-binding transcription factor activity, RNA polymerase II-specific. The record is from RefSeq and is a predicted model, not a curated record. Gene Ontology annotation, biological process: DNA-templated transcription; regulation of DNA-templated transcription. Gene Ontology annotation, cellular component: nucleus.
AUGGACGCCAACGCCGAGAUCCCCGCCCACCGCGCCUGCGCCGCAUGUAGAGGCCAGAAAGUGCGCUGCAUCCCCGACGAAAGCAACCCGGACAUCUGCCAGCGCUGCGCGCGCUCCGGCCGGACAUGCGUCUUCACGCCGCUGAUGAAGCGCAAGCAGCGCAAGAGGACGGACACGCGGGUUGCGGAGCUGGAGAGGGAGAUGAGGGCGAUGCGCGCGGCGUUGCAGCAGAAGAACGAGGCGGCGCGAGGGGGAGCCGCGGGGAGUAAGAGUCCGGGGUCGGAGGCGCAGCAGAAGAGGACGAGCGAGCCGGUCGGGCUAUGGUAUAGGGAUACGAAGCCUGAUGGGGUGGCGACGGGGCCGGCGGGGAACUGGGAGUUUGGCGGGGAGGAGAGGAGUGCGAUGGCGAGGGUGCAGAGGGCGGGACCGCAGCUGUGGCCUUCUGGGUUCAAGAAUGGGCCUCUGCAGGAUGUGAAAGAUGUGGUGGAUAGUGGGAUGAUCAGCAUGGCGACGGCGAGACACCUUUUUGAGAGCUACAGGUCGGAUGUGUUUCCUCAUUAUCCUAUGGUUGCGAUCCCGAACGAUAUCACGGCGGAGCAGAUGCGUGCGACGAAGCCCGCGCUGUUUCUGGCGAUUAUUGCUGCGAGUGCUGGGAAGGAGAAUUCGGAGCUUUCGGCGGCGUUGGAUAAGGAGGUGUUGCAGGCGUAUGCGACGAGGAGUCUGGUCCAGUCAGAGAAGAGCUUGGAGCUGGUGCAGGCGUUACUGGUCUCGGCAGUGUGGUAUCAUCCUCCCAGCAAGUUUGGGCAGUUGAAGUACUACGAGUACAUUCAUAUGGCCGCGACGAUGGCGAUGGAUAUUGGGAUCGGGACCAGGCCGACGCAGCAUCGAUCAGGGCGGUUCGCCAAGAGGGAGUCACGGCCGAGGACGAUUCAUCCUGCAGAGGAUGUGAACAACCCAGAUCUGAGCAUGACGCCACGUUCGAGAGAUUCUAGUCCAGAUACGGCCAGCAUUGAAGCGAGGAGGACCUUUCUCGCCGUUUACAUCAUCUGUGUGGGUGUGAGCAUGAGCUUGAGGAGGCCGAAUACGCUGCGGUGUUCGAGCUAUAUUCGAGAAUCUGUGGACUAUCUCGAGAGGUCGCCUAAUGCAAUACCGACGGACAGGACGCUGGUGGCGUGGACGAGACUAAUUAUGAUUGCGGAGGAGAUCAGCUCGUCUUGGUGUUAUGACGACCCUGGUGGUAUUGCAUCGAUUACUGAGCUGAGAACGCAGUUGAUGAUGAAGGAUUUCGAGAAACGACUCACUGCGUGGUACACAAAUCUGCCGGAAACAGACGUUGGAACUGGAGCGAUGAUGAUCAUGUACCACACCAUUCGACUGUACCUCUUCGAAAUCGCGUUGCAUAUCGACCAUUCAUCAGAAGACUUUAAGGCGCCAUACCAGAUGGGUGGCAUACAGCCGUACCCGAUUGAAGAGGAGGUACCGACUCAAGUGCUAGCGGACGCUAUCGCAAACUGUAUCCAGACUUCACAUUCGCUGCUCAAUACCUUUCUGGCCAUGGACGUCGAGGGCUGCAGGUCAUUACCGGUCUUUAGUUACGUGAGGAUAUCUUUUGCAGCGUUCGUCCUGGCGAAGCUGUGUUUGUCGGCAGCGCAUCCACGGAGCCGGAUAGCAAAGGUACUGGACAGGAGCAGUCUGAAGGUAGAGACCUACAUGGAUCGUGCUAUCCUCCAUGUGAGGAAUAUCGUGGGCGUCAAGCGAAGUCGUGUGCCUUCAAUAUUCCUCGCGCUGCUGUUCAAGCUACGGCAAUGGUGUCUAAACCCGGAUAUCAUCGAUCAUUUCGAGGACGAGCCGGCCCAGUCGAAUCAAAUCGAGGAUGGGCAUGACAUGUCCAGCCGAAUGAUCCAGGAUAAGGUGUCAGGAGGAAUCAUUGAGUUGGACGGCGCACGAAUCACGGAGCAAAUCAGUAGCAGCGAAAGCUCGCCGCAAGCCUUCAACACCCAGGGCCAGACUGCUGCUAACUCGUCGACUUUAGCACCGAUAGAUGAAAUGACCUUCGUCCAAGGCGUCACACCCGUCUCACAAAGCGAUAGCGUGCAGUACGGCAGCGGUUCUGACGAGUCCACCAGCGGCGCCUUGCCAGCACAGCGGCAGCCCAUGAUCAACACGUCAGCGCCGUCGAAUGAUGCCCAGUGGCAAGCGACAGGUGACCCUAUGGUCAUGGAUAACGAGCUGCUGCAAUUCAUUGCGCAGAUGAACGAGGGCGUGGAAGGUGGCCUGACGGGUUUGGAUGACUGGGCGAGCAUACCGCUGGAGCAGAUGGAGCAGAUGAACUGGUCGAUGGGACAUGGAGCUACGAAUCUGAUGUGA